Messenger RNA from Priapulus caudatus, 874 nucleotides. Its product is annotated as pre-mRNA-splicing factor SYF2-like. The transcript has 4 exons. Gene Ontology annotation, cellular component: Prp19 complex; post-mRNA release spliceosomal complex; catalytic step 2 spliceosome. Lineage: Eukaryota; Metazoa; Priapulida; Priapulimorpha; Priapulimorphida; Priapulidae. The coding region runs from base 74 to 778 and encodes 234 amino acids. The record is from RefSeq and is a predicted model, not a curated record.
CAUUUGUGUUUUUUAUAUGACUAGCCGUUAGACAUUAACUUCAAGGCAUCUACUAGCCAGGACUCCAGCAAGCAUGAGUGAGGUCAAGCAGGAAGAUAGCGCUGGAGAGAUUUCUGCUGGAGAGAAAAGAGCCGAGCGAAUGAAGAAACUAAAAGAGUUGCACCUGAGAAGGAAUGAAGCAAGGAAAAUAAAUCACCAGGAAGUUGUGGAAGAAGACAGAAAAAAGAAGUUGCCAGCCAACUUUGAAACGAAGCGCAAGUGGGCUGAACGGAGUCUAGAGGAGGAGAGGAAGAGAGGGGAAGCCGUGACCCAGGGCGAGGACUACGACCGCGUGAAGCUUCUAACCGUGCAGGCGGACGAAGCGGAGCGCUGGGAGAGGCACGACAAACGCAAGAAGAACCCUGACCAGGGCUUCUCGGAUUACGAAACCGCGACAAAGCGGCAGUACGACCGGCUCGUGCGAGGCAUUAAGGUGGACGAUGCCGAGGUUGCUCGCCAGAAGGAGCAGCUUGGCGACGAUUUCUACGCGCCGCCGAGCGCGUCGCUGAUUCACGGAACCCACAAACCGACGGAGCAGGCAAUCGAGAGAAUGUCGGAGGAUAUCGAGAAACAGAUUGAGAAGCGGAACAAGUACAGCCGGAGGCGCGCGUAUGACGACGAUGCUGACAUUGAUUAUAUCAACGAGAGAAACGCCAAGUUCAACAAGAAACUGGAGCGAUUCUACGGACAAUACACCGCGGAAACGAAGCAAAACCUAGAGAGAGGAACGGCCGUGUAGCCUGCUGGCAGUCUAAUCUUAAGCUAGCAGCACACUACACCAUUUUCGUUGCUCGUACAGGCAAUUUUUGUGGUCGUCAAUUUUUGUGGCCGUUGC